AUGUCAGGAGGAGGAAAUAUAAAGGUAGUAGUACGAUGUCGUCCGCUCAACUCUCGAGAGUUGGCGAGAGGUGCCAAGGGUCUGAUUCGCAUGGAAGGUAAUCAAACCAUCUUAGAUCCGCCAGAACAGACUGGGCAGGCUUCAGGUAGAGCAACGGAGAAGAAGUCUAUGAGUUUCUCUUUUGACAAAUCAUACUGGUCGGCUGGACCUCGAGAUGACCCGAAAUACGCUUCGCAGCAGACGUUAAACGAUGAUUUAGGGGUUGAAUUGCUGGAUCAUAGUUUCGAGGGUUUCAAUACUUGUAUCUUUGCAUACUCGAUGAUGGGAUACGGUGCAGACAAAGGUAUCAUCCCCUUGACGACCUCUGAGCUGUUUAGCCGGGUAGAACAGCGGUCUGAGAAGGAUUCGGCAUUGUCACAUACUGUCGAGGUUUCUUACAUAGAGAUAUACAACGAAAAGGUACGAGACCUGCUCAAUCCGAAGAACAAGGGAAACCUGAAAGUUCGGGAACACCCAUCUUUGGGUCCUUAUGUAGAGGAUCUGAGUCGGCUGGUGGUGGAGAAUUAUAAUCAGAUGAUGACCUUGAUGGACGAGGGCAACAAGGCUCGUACAGUCGCUUCAACCAAUAUGAACGAGACUUCUUCCCGAUCACAUGCGGUGUUUACUGUCAUUCUUACGCAAAAACGACAUGACCCUCAAACCAAUAUGACCGGAGAGAAGGUAUCGAAGAUCUCUUUGGUGGAUCUAGCAGGUAGUGAAAGGCAAGCUUCGACUGGUGCUACUGGGACGAGGCUGAAAGAGGGUGCCAACAUCAAUAAAUCGCUCACUACUCUCGGAAAAGUCAUCGCUGCCCUUGCUCAAGCUAGUGCAGACCAUGGCAAGGGAAAGAAGAAAAAGGAUGAUUUCGUGCCAUAUCGAGAUUCGGUGUUGACUUGGUUAUUGAAAGAGAGUCUGGGUGGAAAUUCAAAGACUGCUAUGAUUGCUGCUAUCUCUACUUUGCGAUAUGCCGAUGCAGCCAAGAAGAUCAAAACCCAUGCUGUUGUCAACGAAGAUCCGAAUGCUAAACUCAUCAGAGAGCUCAAGGAGGAACUCGAAUUACUGCGAAACCGUGUUUCUGCUGGAGGAGGAAUCGAAGAAGCUACUUAUGAUCCUGCAAUCCCACUUGAAAAGCAAAUAGUCACUUACAGAACUAAAGAGGGUGAAAUUAAGAAAGUCUCCAAGCUCGAAUUGCAAGAUCAAUUACAAGCAUCUGAGAAGCUCAUGGAGAGCUUGAACUUGACUUGGGAAGAGAAGAUGGAGAAAACGCAGAAAAUACAUGUUGAGAGAGAGAAAGCGCUAGAAGAGCUUGGCAUCAGUAUAGACAAAGAUAUGGUCGGCGUACAUGCGCCGCAACGGCAUCCAUCUUUGGUCAACCUGAAUGAGGACCCCCUCAUGUCGGAGUGCUUGAUAUAUCAAUUGAAACCAGGGACAACUGUAGCCGGGAGCGUUGAUGAUACCAAGGCCCAUAUAAAGCUAUCGGGCGCUCAUAUACUACCCGAACACUGUAUAUUUACCAACGAAGAAGGCGUAGUGACAGUCGAAGCUAUGCCUGAUGCGCGGACGUUUGUAAAUGGGAAACGAGUACCGCCAAAAGCGCCCAUAAAACUGCAGAAUGGCUUUCGGGUGAUAUUGGGUGAUUUCCACGUUUUCCGAUUCAAUGAUCCAGCCUCUGUACGAGCUCAGCGACAAAAGCUGCAGGGUUCUGUCAGUAUCGAUAAUCUUUCUGGGGUCGUUGGUGGAAUCAGACCAGAUUCGCCCAGCAGUCGACCCGAUGCUGAAUUGAUGGAUUGGACGGCUGCAAGGAGGGAAGUAGCGGAUAUCGAGAAGCUAGGUGAUCAUGAUCUUGACAGGCUGUUUGAUGAUAUCGUGAUGCGAACUCAACGGAAAAGACCCGAAAGUCGAUAUGAUAUAUCUGCGGAAUUGGAAUCUCGGUUGAUGACAGCUUCAGAGACUCAGGAAUCUCUCGAUCCAAGCAGUAACCCUUGGGCGAAUGGGCAACUGCCUACUACCAUGACAUCGAACAGUAUCGGUACACCAGUCAUUCAUGAUAACGAUAAGUCUACCUUGGAAGAAGGCUCUGAAGCUGCGACGGAACAUCCGUUACCGCAGACAACCCAGAUUCCCCCGUUUCAAAAGCCUUCUGACUCUGCUUUGCAUCAAGAGCAUUUGACGAGGCAGCUCAAGACAAUGGCUCAGGAAGUGAAAAGAAUACGAUCUCAAGCUGCGGCUGCCCGAGCGACGAAACAAACCUCGAUUGAACCUGCUAAUUGGACAUUCAGAGAAUUGAAACUGGUCCAAGACGCGGUGCAAAGAUGGAAACGGUUGAGGCUUUUUGCCAUGGCGGAGGAGAUCCUCAUGGGUGCUGUCAAUGUUAGAGAAGCGAAUGUCAUUGCCCGAGAGAUGAGUAAGCUGGUCUCAUACAAUUUCCUUAUCGUCGAUGGUGUCGUCGCGUCACCUACUUCCUCAUUGGACAAAUCGAACGGUAUAGUAGAGUUCGAAGACGUCUCGGAUGAUGUGACCUCGAGUACCACAGGGCCGGUUGUGGUGAUCAAGAUUAUAGAUAGAGGAUCCCAGUCGAUCUAUGUCUGGGAAUUGCGCAGAUUCCAGCAGCAGCUUUCGAAGAUGAGACGAUCUCUCGCGCUCAAGCAGAAUCCCAACUACUCUGUACAUUUCAGGGUUGAUGGGACUUUCACCGAUACGCUUCCACCUUCGUACUCGUUUAUUGGAUCUGCUAGAGCACCUCUUCGGCUGCUGGCUAAUCAACUAUCCUACACGACUACCGUACCCAUCGUAUGCCAGUAUACCAUGGAAGCGAUCGGUUCUUGUAGGGUCAACUUCAAGUCUUCUUUUCCACCAUCAUCCGGUAUAGCAACACCUGAAUCCUCCUGGACACCUUUGAACAACAAUUUGACAGUCGGGAAUAAGCUCACCUUCACGAUCACUAUCGACGGGGUCAAAGGCCUUUCUUCGGUAGAUUACGCUUCGGUCCAUGGGCAGAUUCGACUUUCGUCCCUGGUCGGAUCUAGUGUCGUAUCGGAAGAUAUAUUCGCGUCUCUGCCGAUUGACCUUGACAAAACGUCUGUCGCUCAUCUCAAUCUCAAGAGGACCAUCUCGGUGAUUCUUACAGAAGAAAUGAUUAAUCACAUACAAGAUAGCUAUGCGACGAUCGAAUUCUUCGCUAAGGUCCGCACAGAGUAUCUCGAAAGGCUGGAACGAUGGGAUAGGACUAGGGAAGCGAGUCCACCCAAUUCUACCCCUGGUGCUCCUCGAAAAAUGGACGAGGUGAAACCUGCUAUGCGAAGGAGUGAGACGGACUUUGUGGGACAUGAACAUCAUGAUAUCCUCGCUUCUAUCGAAAUAAGAGAAUUAGCUUCAAAUGGUGAUUAUGUGCCCUGCGAGGUUUUUGACGAUAUAUUCCAGCUUCAUCAAGGUUUACAGCGUCGACUUCAAAUCAAGCUUACCCAUUCAUCUGGAAAGGCCUUCCCGUGGGACAGAAUACAGAAUGUCAGUACGAGUGAUAUCCGGGUGAUCGACAAAGGCAAUGUAUCGAGCAUUAGCAGAUCUCACGUGGAGAUGCGGUUGCACAAUCAAGAUAUAGAUUAUCUCCCUGAUGGAACGUCGGUACUGGAAGCGUCGGGAGUAUGGGACACUUCUUCUCAUGGAUGUAAACAGCUAGAUCGACGUACACCCUCGGACCAAUGUCUACUCCUCAAGCUGAGCUUUUUGGUUGAUGUCGAAACGCUGGACGAACCUGCUAUCUUACAGAUGGAUUUGAAGAUAAAAAUACUAGGAAGAGAUUCCAGAAGAUCUUCAAUCUUCUCUACGAUAUUCGCAUCUACCAAGAUAUACCAUUCGGUCACAUCCAUCUUUGCCAUUGAUCUCACACCGCCUAUAGCGAGAUCAACCGAUGACCUGUGGAGAUUGGAUACGUCCAAGAAACACGUCAAAGGUGAAGAAGUAUUAAAAGGUGAAUGGAAUCCUAGGAGCUUAAGUUUGAUUGAGGAUUUUAUGAAGAUGCAAAGGACAAUCAGGAAUCUGGCUGAUGUUCAGGCCACUCAAUCGAUAUUGGAGAUGAUAGAGGAUGUAGAGAGGAAGGAUCUGGAUGAGGAUGAGAGAGUGCGGUCGAUGAAGAGGUGUUUGGAGUUGUGGAAGAUGGAAAUGGAUCAAAGGAUUAUAAUUAAUGUCAAAAAGGAAACACCCGAGGAAGAAGCUGUAGCUCGUAAAUUGAGGCAACUUUUGCCUGACUUAGAACCGAAAUUGGUGCCUACGGUAAACAUACAGCCUAAAUUUGAGACUGUGAUAAGAACUGGACCUUUGACGUUGCUGAGAGAUUCUCAGAAUAAUCAAUGGUCGAAGUUGAUUUUUGUGCUAAGGAGGCCAUAUCUCCAUAUACAUGAAACGCCAAAUUCGAGAGAGUUCCAAAUUAUCAAUCUAUCCAAGGCGAAUGUAACGCAAAGUUCAGAUGUAGAGUUGCUUCUUGGUCGAAAGAAUGCUUUUACCAUUUUUACACCCACCAAUUCGUAUAUCCUACAAGCUGCUUCGGAGAAGGACAUGAGAGACUGGAUUGGGGUAAUCAGCACGAGUAGUGAAUUAUGA
This is a messenger RNA of Kwoniella mangroviensis CBS 8507, 4635 nucleotides long. RefSeq lists its product as uncharacterized. Gene Ontology annotation, biological process: microtubule-based movement. The record is from RefSeq and is a predicted model, not a curated record. The transcript is spliced from 22 exons. Gene Ontology annotation, molecular function: microtubule binding; ATP binding; microtubule motor activity. The coding region runs from base 1 to 4635 and encodes 1544 amino acids. NCBI's taxonomy places the organism in Eukaryota, Fungi, Basidiomycota, Tremellomycetes, Tremellales, Cryptococcaceae.